AUGCCUCUUGGUAUUAUUGACGCGAAACUUGGAAAGGAUGCAGUUCUUACAGGGACCGUUCAUCUUGUCAGAACAUCUAGUACAAAUGAUUCAGACCACGACGCCCCAAGCCGGGGUAGCAUUCUCGAAAGAACUAUUUACAUGGGAGUUGACACGGUCUUGGUCCCUCAACCAUCCUUGAACGAUCCAAAUGACCCAUUGCUCUGGACCAACUGGCAGAAGGAAGCGGCUUUUUGGGUUAUCUUUUUCAACACCAUCAUCUUCGCUUCGCUUCCUGGUCCCAUGCUUAGCCCGGCCACGUUUGCCCUUGCCCCCAUCCUUGGCGUAAGCAUCACAAAAGUUGCUGAGUUGUCUGGUUACCAUCUCCUCGUUGUUGCGGCUAUAGGGCCCUUGGUUUCGAUCCUUGCCCAGAAGUAUGGAAAACGCCCGCAGUUUCUCUUCGCCGCCAUUGCCGGAACCCUCGGCACCGCAGUCUGUAUAGCAGGGUCUCAAAGGUCCCAGUAUAACACAAUAUUCGCUGGUCGUAUGAUUCAAGGACUGGGUGCUACCGCUUGGGAGAGUUUAGCGCUUGCGGCAAUUGGGGAUUUAUUCUAUCUUCAUGAGCGCGGCUGGAGGAUUGCCAUGGUGGUCGCCUCGUCAGCUUGCACUGUUUCGAUGACAUCAAUUGUCAGCGGAUUCAUGGCAGAGCGCCUUGGUUACAAGGUCCUGUUCAUCGCCGAACUGCCAUUCAACCUCGCGGGGCUCAUCAUGACAGUUGCUUUGCUCCCUGAAAUGCAGUUCAAACGACCAGCUGUUACCCAGCAAGAUAUAGCUUCGAGUUCUCAAUCCAACAGCGACGCGGAGACUACGGCCGUCAAAGGGCAUCUCGACAUCGACAUCACAGCAGCCAAGAACACCAUCGCCGAGACUGAUAAGAACAUCAUUCGUUUGCUAGCUGAACUCUUCGUCAACUUCAUUAACCCAGCUGUGCUUUGGAUUCUGACCGUCAGUGCGGUUCUCAAUGCUUGCUUUGUGGCAUCCAGCUACAUUCUAUCUCAGAUCUGGUCGAUGCCACCUUACAACCUCAACAUUGAGCAAAAUGGCUUUUUCUGGGCUGGCGCACUGAUUGGCGGUUUGUUUGCCAUUCCUGUUGGCUCACUCUGCGACUGGUCUGCGAUGAUCAUGUCGAAAUGGAAUGGCGGCGUCUAUGAGGCAGAAUUCCGGAUCCCUGUCAACAUACUUGGUGCCGCCCUGAGUGGGCUCGGUUGGUUCCUGCUCAUGUGGGUGGUCGAUCACCCCUCUACGAACGGGUACUUCCUAGGGGCUUUCUGCUUAGGUUGUAUGGCUUUUAGUAUUUCGGUCCCCUCGACUUCUGCUGGGCUUUAUAUCUUGGACACAUUCACACAACGAUCCAGCGAGAUUUUCAUUGUACAAAUGAUGCUUAAGAACUUCUUGUUUUAUUCUUUUUCAAUAUUCAUCAAUACGUGGACUACUGAAGCUGGGCCUGGGACUGUCUUUAUGGUCCUAGGAACUGUCUCCCUCGGGCUUUUCACCACCUGCAUUCCUAUGUACAUAUUUGGAAAGUUGAAUAGAAGAUGGAUAACCAGUCUCUAUGCCAAACACCACUUCCUCCGGGGACUUGCCGCAUAG
Molecule: messenger RNA, 1629 nt
Organism: Colletotrichum abscissum
Lineage: Eukaryota; Fungi; Ascomycota; Sordariomycetes; Glomerellales; Glomerellaceae
Exons: 7
Coding region: 1-1629 (542 amino acids)
Biological process (GO): transmembrane transport
Cellular component (GO): plasma membrane
Molecular function (GO): transmembrane transporter activity
Source: RefSeq, a predicted model, not a curated record